UUGUGUGAGCCUAGUCCAAUGGGAAAGCUGUUCAUUCUGCAACAAGUGCACUAGAGACCGUCGAAAGGUGCAGUUAUUGAGCAUCGCAGCUUGUUCUUCGAACGGUUUAAAUGGCGAACGCUGGUCUUGAAAUCUUGGGGGUCGCCUUGGGAGUGUUGGGAUGGCUGGGGGCCAUCAUAACCUGUGCACUGCCCAUGUGGAGAGUGACCGCUUUCAUUGGGAACAACAUCGUGGUGGCGCAGAUCAUUUGGGAAGGUCUUUGGAUGAACUGUAUAGUUCAGAGCACCGGCCAGAUGCAGUGUAAGGUGUACGACUCAUUGUUGGCCCUCUCGCAAGAUCUCCAGGCUUCCAGAGCUCUGACCGUCAUUGCCAUUGUGGUGGGAGUCCUGGGCAUUCUGAUUUCCAUCGUGGGAGCCAAGUGUACCAACUGUGUGGAAGACGAGGCGACUAAAGCAAAGAUUAUGAUAGUGGCUGGAAUUAUCUUCAUCCUAUCUGGACUGAUGAUCCUGAUCCCAGUGUCCUGGUCUGCAAACACCAUCAUUAGGGAUUUCUACAACCCGCUGGUGACGGACGCCCAGAGGAGGGAGCUUGGAGCCUCCUUGUACAUCGGUUGGGGAACCUCGGGUCUGCUGAUCCUCGGAGGGGCCCUGCUCUGCUGUUCCUGUCCUCCCAAAGAUGAGAAGUACGUGCCUUCAAGAAUGGCCUACUCUGCCGCCAGGUCCACAGGUCCCACUGGGUACGAUAGGAAGGACUAUGUGUGAGAGGGCACCAGGUAGCACAGCUCGCCCUCAGGGGACUGGCGGCUUUCCUGAACCCUUAAAGAGUUAUCGCUUUAGGGUGAAUCCUGUCUCAGAUUUUAUUGUCAAUUUUUUUAAAAAAAAGAAAAAAAAGUUCAGAUAUUACUUUCUUUCCAUUUCAAUUACUGUUAAACCCAAAGUGAUGUCGUGGAUGUGUGUGUAUGUCUUUGUAUAUAUUGGUCUGGUCCAUUUCACCAGUUGGUAGAAUAGAGUUUGAUUGUGACUCGUG
Molecule: messenger RNA, 1026 nt
Organism: Rhincodon typus (whale shark)
Lineage: Eukaryota; Metazoa; Chordata; Chondrichthyes; Orectolobiformes; Rhincodontidae
Product: claudin-4-like
Exons: 1
Coding region: 111-761 (216 amino acids)
Biological process (GO): bicellular tight junction assembly; cell adhesion
Cellular component (GO): plasma membrane; bicellular tight junction
Molecular function (GO): structural molecule activity
Source: RefSeq, a predicted model, not a curated record